Molecule: messenger RNA, 855 nt
Organism: Effrenium voratum
Lineage: Eukaryota; Dinophyceae; Suessiales; Symbiodiniaceae
Source: the annotation of a GenBank genome assembly
AUGGGGCGCCAUGGUGCUUUUUCGGCCUCCUUAGAGGCGGAGAGAGAGGCCCGGGAGGAGCUGCUGGCACUGCGUGGCGCGGUGGCCGGGUACCAGGAGUCAACCUCGAGGAAGGACCUCUUGGAUGAGGCAGGCUUCAUCGUGGACGAGAAAAAUCCGCUGAUCUACGUUCCUGAGGGGGAGGAGAAGAAAAAUGGCAUUGAGCAUGUUGUGGUGUACAAGAAGGUGGCGAUCCGGAAGCGGCCCUGCAGCGACUCCCACGUCCUCGGCGCCUGCGAGCAGGGCCAAAGCCUGCAGCUCUUUGAGGCAGAUGAAACGGGCAACUGGCGCAAGCUACACUUUCGGCUGCGAGGGGGAUACGGCAGCCUGGUGGAGGCCUGGGUCAUGCUGCGGCACCCUUCCCUUGGCAUGCUGCUGCGGCCUGCGAACGAGAAGGCAGAGAUGAGCGAGCCGGAGCCCAGGCCGCAAGCCCAGGAGCCUGCAGCAGUGCUAGAGGACCACACCGCCCACGUGGCCGCUCUGGCCGCGGAGUUUGGGGAGCGGCUUGUGCUGGCAGCUGUAGAGGAGGUGGAGCCCUCGGUGGCCCUGCGAAGUGAGCCUUUCGAGGUGGUGCGGAAGCCCAUGGUGGCGGUCAGGAGCCAGCCCUCCACCGAGGGCCUCAUCGUGGUCUCUGUGGAGUUUGGGCGCCGCGUUGACACCUUCGGCCUGGAUUCCUCCGGCGUGUGGCGGCGGGUCUUCUGCAAGUGCACGCAGACAGCCAAGCAGGAGGCUCCUUUGCCGGACGCGCCGUUGGAAGCCUGGAUCAUGGAAGAGCACCCUUCGCUUGGCCAGCUGUUGAGGCCGCUUGACCAGUGA